Cyclopterus lumpus (lumpfish) is the source of this 4703-nucleotide messenger RNA. RefSeq lists its product as uncharacterized. The record is from RefSeq and is a predicted model, not a curated record. Lineage: Eukaryota; Metazoa; Chordata; Actinopteri; Perciformes; Cyclopteridae. Bases 11 to 961 code for a protein of 316 amino acids. Gene Ontology annotation, molecular function: ubiquitin binding. The transcript has 4 exons.
GAAGAAGAACAUGCGUAAGCUUCCGUUUCUCACAGGGGCGCGGCGUUUUCGAAAUGAAAUGGCUGAGAAACAUUCCACGUCCAAACUCAAACGGAAUAAAUCGUCUGUUAAAGACCUCCAGCCGGUAAUUAGUUCACUGAAGAGGAGUCACACGGCGUCGUGUUCCAGUGGGAUCACAGCUGGCAGGUCGGUGUGGUGGAGCAGCGAGCAGCUGCCUGCGGAGGAGAGCCUGUGGGUGUUGGUGCUGAAGUCUGCUCUGCCCUACCUGGAGAAUCAGCACUGGGACCUGGUUCCAGAUCUUCCGCAUCCAUCUGCAGCGAAACCCACAGCGAUAAAGCCAGAUGAACAGUGGUGGUGUGACCUCAGCGAAGAGGUGGCCCCCUUUCCUGAACCCUCUCCACCUUCUCCGAGGACUUCAUGGAGUCCAGAUCCUGUCGGUAUCCGCUCCUCCCAGCAGGACCUCUCAGUACACACCCAACUUGGACCAGAUUCGCCCGCCAGACCGGCGUCGUCUCACAACAGGCAAAGUCAAGACGGCAAGACAACAUCUCUACAAGCCCUCGCCAAGAGACCACCGCCAUCCCUCCACAGCUGGGAGGGGCUGGCAUCAUCAGCCGGACCAUUGAGUGUAGGAAUACACAAGGGGAGGACAGGAAGAGAGCAAGAGGAAGACACUGGACCGGUCAGCAGACGGCCUCUCGCAAACCAGGUGAAGGUGUCUAACAGCCGAGUUUGUCUGCAGAGGCAGGAGGAAGAGGAGGUGCACACAAGUGUCAGAGGAGAUGGAGAUGGAGGAGGAGGAGGAGGAGCAGCAGCAGCAGCAGCAGCAGCAGGGGGGAGGGGAGGGCUGCGGAGCUGCCCCAUGUGUCUGAUGGUGUUCCCUGUCGGGUUCACCCAAAUGGACUGUGACGGCCACCUGGCCCAGUGUCUGUCAGAGGUGAAUGUGGACAUGACCUGGUGAGCCGACAGCUGGCUGCCGUCCAGGAGGAGAUGCACACACACUCGGGAUCAUAUUGUGGGUUUCCCAUGCGUCCUGGGAAACCUGGAAAGCAGUUAACCAAUUUUCGGGGUGGGUGAUGUGACCUAAAACUUAAAUCACAGUAUUUUCGAGGGUCUUUGAGUAACUGUAAUAUAUCAUGUUAUUACAAGAUUAAAAGGGAUACUCAAAACGCAAUUCUCUGUAAAGGAACAUAUGUUGAGAAAGCAAAAAUAGAUAUUGGCUCCAGAUAAGAAUGAAUAUAGACCCACGUGUGUUUUGGCUCACCCCAUAAUGUAAAUGGAAUAUUGAUUCCUUCAGAGUUAGUAGCAGCCAUACUGUUGUUUUAUGUUGUGAAUGAACUCUGUGCGCCAACACAUAUAGAACAAGUUUCUGUGUUGUGACCAAACGUUAUACUGGGGACUUAAUACAUUUGUGAAAACAUGGAAAAUGAGAGGUAAAUUAAAUGUGUGUAUGAAUGUUAGUUACUGCUGAUGGGCACAUGGAUCCUUAGCCCCUCCCAUCAAUGUGUGAAUGCGCCUUGAGUGGUCAUAGUAUGUCAUCAAAUAUUUCAUUGUAUAGUUUAUCAUAACAUAAGUUGUUAAAUAGUGUGCCCCAUAGACUAAGAAGUGGACGUAGUCAUCGUUGGUUUGUAACAACUGAACAAACUGAAGCUCUGCUUCAAUGCAGUUUUCAAAGACUCCACUGCAGAUGUUUUAAUAUUAAUUUCUAGUACACUUCAAGUUUGUAUUAUUUGUAUCAAAUAAACACAGAAAAAGGUGUUAGUUAGAUGAUGAAUAGUGGAUUAUUGCAAUGUUCUAAUCUCCCAGUACGAACAGAGUAGCGGUGAUCAGAGGAUGUGAGGAGGGCUCACAGCUGGAGCCUCUGCAAAGAGGAAGGACUCAUUUCACGGAAAACCAGUAUCAUUUUUAAUAAUUACACAUAUUUACAAAUAUGCAUUGAAGCAAAAUGAAGCAUAUCAAACCAGCAUUAUUUUGGAACAUGAAUCACGGACCGACUUCAUUCAUUUUUAGUUCAAGAUUUUCUGUUUCCUCGAUGUUUGAGUGGCCUUCACUGUUCUGCAAAGUGGUUUUCAGGACUCCCAGUUCAUCCUUUGGCCCCUCAAAAAAACAACCAAUGUGCAAACAGAUCAACUAAUGAUGGCGUUCAUAAAAUGCAGCAAAUGAGAUGGAGUUUGAGGGGUUGGAGGAAGAAGCCUCCUCGGAUGUUGGGGUGUGUGUGUGUGUGUGUGUGUGUGUGUGUGUGUGUGUGUGUGUGUGUGUGUGUGUGUGUGUGUGUGUGUGUGUGUGUGUGUGUGUGUGUGUGUGUGUGUGUGUGUGUGUGUGUGUGUGUGUGUGUGUGUGUGUGUGUGUGUGUGUGUGAAGGCCCUACAGCUAAUUGAGACCAUUUGACUCAGGAUCAGCUAAUUAAUCCUGUUAUGUGGUUUUCAGAUUCUAUCAGCCACAUCAGUCAAUGGAGAGCUCUUCACAGGCGUAGAGAUCAGCAGAGCUCACUACAGAGGCCUCGAGCUCUUUCGGUCAACAGAUCCCAGUCUUACUGAAACUGAAACGGCCUUAAACCUGAACCUCAACUCACGGCUUGUGCAUACUUGAUUUGACCAGCGCAGCACCGAGCUGGCUUCACACUGGGCAGCUGUUGGAGAGGUUUCCUAAUUUCAUUCAAGACAUAUGUGACCAAAUAAUUAAAUACAACCCAAGAAUGAGAAUCUGAUCAAGCAUUUGAUGCCAACUUUGGAUAGUUGAGAGUUCAAUAGUCAAUGUCAUGGACUCGUGGUCGGUUCUCUAGAAUAUUGGGCUUGGUGUAGUCCCUAAACCUGACACAAGAGGCAGGCUGAGUCCGAAGAAGAACAGCCGAUGCACAUGUUUAUGUAACUCUGUUGCUCUCCUGAAGGUUUCUUCCCUUUUUUCUAUUUUUGGGGAGUUUUUCCUGAUCCGAUGUGAGGUCAAAGGUCAGGGAUGUCGUAUGUGUACAGAUUGUAAAACCCUCUGAGGGGAAUUUGUAAUUUGUGAUUUUGUGAUAUACAAAAUAAACUGAAUUGAAUGAAAUGUGGUACAAAAUAAACUGUUGUGUUUGCAGCCUGCAUACAAGGACAUUCUUGCAUUUCUUGCCUCCUCAUGGUCACACAUGUUGGACUAUUAAGAUAGGUCCACGUUGAUAUGGACAGGUAUAAAAACAUAAUGGUAACAUGGUAUCUUUCAACCUGGACCCUAAGACCCGUGUUUUGGGGUCUAAGUGACUCAUGACAACAGUUUUCGACAUCGGUUCAAGGAGAACGUCGUUAAACGGGCUACAAAUCGCUCUGGGGAAGAGCUUGUUCUCCCCUGAAACCCCUUCAUGGAGAAACAGACCAAAGAUCUUUGAGAUGAUGGUCGGAGAAAGGCACCAGUCACCUAGAGCACUGCUAUGAGGAACAGAUCUGUAUGUAUUCUGAACAGGUUCAACAGAAAUAGUUCCUGACAAAUAAAAUAGUUCUUCAGUUAUCUGCAAUGAAGUGACUUCACGAGAGUUGACCAUGAAGUUUGGUGGAAUAAUAACAUUCUAUGACUCCUGCGUAAGGAUUGUGUUAUGCCGAACAACCACUGUUGAAAACAAUUUAUUACUGUGUGAAGCUCCUGUCGACUUUAUUAAACAAUAAUUUGUACAGAUCCAGAAUUAGAUGAGAGACCUGGGAAUAAAUCUGAAUUGUGCAGAAAUGGUGUUACCUCUAUUUUUACCUGUAUAUAUAAAUCAACAUAGUUCCUCCAUCAGCUCGACUCCACUCCAUAUACAUUGAACAAACAGAACAGUGUCAGUGUUGUGUGUUUCUCCCCUCGCCCCUUGUAGUUGCCACCUGUAGAGGCCAAUCCUGCUGCACCUGGGUUCCCGAAGGCAACUGGCCAAUCAGCUGAGGGCCCCGUUUGAAAAGGAGGAAGCAGGAAGAGUUUGGGGCGGUUUUUGUUUGACGCCAUGCAGACUGGCACUGCUAGGUGAGAAGGUCUGUGGUGAGAGGAUACGUAGAUACGUUGUGUUUAGAAACAUUAGGUUAUUGGUUGGUGCUCCUUCUGUAUUUGUUAUGGUAGAACAUUGUUAGAGAAGCAUGUGAAGCCAUUUAGUUUGUUUCUUUCCUAGAGGUAGUUAGCCAGGCCUAGUUUUAACUUGAUUUAUAUUUGUUUGGCACAACCACCACUGUCCCAACCUCUCCAACUUCAGGGAACCACAACCGCAUGUGAAUAAAUCUAGUUUAAAAACUCAUACUUUUGACCUUUUUUCACAUUCUUCUGCAAUAAUUUGCCCCUUUUGUUUUAGAUGUGGCCUAGAAGAGGAAACCUUUUUACACUCGACUAAAGGGUGAUGUGUCUCCAGUAUUCAUGGUGUUGUCCUUCUAUUGGACUUGUUUAUUGAGUAACGUUACAACAUGGAAUUAUCUCCCUCAAUAGGAAUGUGGCUCCUUGAAAUGGAUAGUUGGGUAAAGAAAAUAACUUAUUGGUUGAGGAAUAAGAGUACAAUUUUACAAGAUAUGGUAACCCUGCUUGGAUUAUAUGGUAAAUCUCCCAUCGCAUCACAUUAAUUGUGUCUAUUAUUUCUGUUAUUUAUCAUUUGAUGGUUACAUGCUCUAAGUCUGUGUUAAUGUGUUUGUCAUUUUAAAAAAGCGAUUGAAAAUAUCUGAGUUUUGUGUCUGAAAACACUAUGGAAAGAACCCUGCAGAUAAAUAAAACCUUUUUCUCUA